AUGCUCCGCCGUCGCUUGGCUAAGGUCAAGGACGAGGUCCCCACGACGACCGAAUCCUCGCCUACGCCGACUCCUCCGUCUGAGAAAUAUGGAUCAUUUGUCACGAAGCCACGCAGUAAACGUCGCAAUGGCCUGAUCUUCGCGUUGGGUGGGAUUUUUGGCAUCCUUGUUGCCGUACUCUUCGCCAACCAGCAGGAUGUUAUCAGUCUCGAUUCUCUGAUGGAUCUGAAUCUGGAAUCGUUGAUGGAUGUGAUUCCGCAGGGUAUUCUCAAGGAUGUGAGGGAGUUCUCGCAACAUGAGCGUGAUACGGUCAGUUAUGAUUCCUUCGCCGUGGGUCUUCAGCUUCAGGCGCAGGGGCUCGAGGCCAAACAUCCUGUUGUCAUGAUUCCAGGGGUCAUCUCCACGGGGCUCGAGAGCUGGGGUACGGGGUUGCAGUCCCGACAGUACUUCCGGCGUCGGCUCUGGGGGAGUUGGAGUAUGAUGCGGGCAUUGGUCCUAGACAAAGCGGAAUGGAAGAACCAUAUCAUGCUAGACAAGGAGACGGGACUGGAUCCGCCGGGAAUCAAGCUCCGGGCCGCGCAAGGAUUCGAUGCCACCGAUUUCUUUAUCACCGGCUACUGGAUCUGGAACAAGAUCCUCGAGAAUCUUGCGAGCAUCGGAUACGAUCCAACUAAUGCCUUUACGGCGGCUUACGACUGGCGCUUGGCAUAUCAAAACCUGGAAAUCCGUGACCAGUACUUCAGUCGGCUGAAAUCCUACAUCGAGAGUGCUGUCCUGGUGCGGGGUGAGAAAGUGACCCUGGCCUCGCACAGUAUGGGUUCACAGGUGGUGCUGUACUUCUUCAAAUGGGUAGAGAGUGCCGAUCACGGCAAGGGUGGCAGCGACUGGGUCAAUGACCACAUUGCGUCGUGGAUCAACAUCAGCGGGUGCAUGCUGGGUGCCGUCAAGGGUCUGACGGCCGUCCUGUCGGGCGAAAUGCGCGACACGGCGCAGCUGAAUGCCUUCGCCGUGUACGGACUGGAGAAAUUUCUGUCCAAGGAAGAACGUGUAGAGAUCUUCCGUGCUAUGCCGGGUAUCUCAAGCAUGUUACCCAAGGGGGGCGAAGCCGUCUGGGGGAAUUCCACUUGGGCGCCGGACGACCAACCGGGCCAAUCGAUGACGUUCGGCAACGUGCUGAAUUUCCACGAGAGCAACUCGACCCUGACGGCAAAGAACCUGACCAUCUCGGACAGCCUGUCGUAUCUGCUGGACCAGAGCGAUGACUGGUAUCGCGACCAGGUGCUGGCCAGUUACUCCCACGGCGUGGCGCACACCACCAAGGAAGUCGAAGCCAAUGAGAAAGACCCGCGCACCUGGCUCAAUCCCCUCGAGGCCCGGUUGCCACGAGCUCCAGACAUGAAGAUCUACUGCCUCUACGGCGUGGGCAAGCCGACCGAACGCAGCUACUUCUACCAGGAGGAGCGCGAUCCGCUGGUCAACUUGAACGUCAGCAUCGACACCACCGUCACCAACAACGACGGGGUAGACCACGGUGUCGUCAUGGGCGAAGGCGAUGGCACCGUCAAUUUGCUGAGUGCGGGAUACAUGUGUGCCAAGGGCUGGCAUAUCAAACGAUAUAAUCCCGCCGAGGUCAAGAUCAAGGUGUAUGAGAUGCCACAUGAGCCGGAUCGAUUCUCUCCCCGCGGAGGUCCCAACACAGGUGAUCACGUCGAUAUCCUCGGUCGCUCUUCUCUUAACGAACUCAUCCUCCGGAUUGCCAGCGGACAUGGCGACGAAAUCGAAGACACCUUCGUCUCGAAGAUCAAAGAAUAUGCCGACCGAGUGAAGAUUUACGAAGAAUAA
Molecule: messenger RNA, 1842 nt
Organism: Aspergillus tanneri
Lineage: Eukaryota; Fungi; Ascomycota; Eurotiomycetes; Eurotiales; Aspergillaceae
Product: phospholipid:diacylglycerol acyltransferase
Exons: 3
Coding region: 1-1842 (613 amino acids)
Biological process (GO): lipid storage; triglyceride biosynthetic process
Cellular component (GO): cytoplasm; perinuclear endoplasmic reticulum
Molecular function (GO): phospholipid:diacylglycerol acyltransferase activity
Source: RefSeq, a predicted model, not a curated record